Molecule: messenger RNA, 2637 nt
Organism: Penicillium oxalicum
Lineage: Eukaryota; Fungi; Ascomycota; Eurotiomycetes; Eurotiales; Aspergillaceae
Product: 1-phosphatidylinositol-4-phosphate 5-kinase
Exons: 2
Coding region: 1-2637 (878 amino acids)
Biological process (GO): phosphatidylinositol metabolic process
Molecular function (GO): phosphatidylinositol kinase activity
Source: RefSeq, a predicted model, not a curated record
AUGCCCUCAUACUCGAACGACUCUUGUCAGACGGCCACGGUGACCACCUCCGCACCUCAGGCUCCCCGCUCGUUUGAGUCCGCUCAUCGCAAAUCGCACGAUAAAACCUCUGUCAGCAAUACCUUUCUGUGGACCAAUUGGCCCAACGGGGAUACCAAUCACGACCCUCAGCAAAGCGAUCGGCCCUUCAUUUCCGAACUGAAGAACGGGAGCGCAUAUUCUCUGAAUGGCAACCGGUCUAGCAUAGGCUCCUACACGCGCGAUCUGCCACAUUCCAAGGACGGCAGCAUGCACUCUCUGGGAAAUGGCUCGGCCAAAGAUCCCAGAGACCUCGGCCGUUUAUCUGCCGUGACCGACCGCAAAUACUCGGACGUUAGCCCCGGAGCAGGCUCUGUGGCAGCGCCGACGCCGACACCGACGACGACGCAACAAGCCAAUGGCAGUGCUAUGGUGCAAAGCCAUCGAUCUGCCUCGAGCAAGCCAAUGGUCAACGGCGAUUCCCACCGUCAGUCCGCAGACGAAUCCGCCUUCUCAGGUCGCGCGAUCAGCCCGUCGACUUCAAUGUUACAGAUCCCCAAUCCUGAGGACACCGGGCGUCUCUCCCCCGACCCAGACCGGCUGUCACCAGAACCCAGAGCCACUCAACAUCGCUACUCCUCGCCACCCGCUCCCUCGUCUCCCGAAACCCUUCCCGUGUCGGAAUCACAACAGUCGAGUAUGCGGCAACGGAAUUCUCUCCAAGUCCCCCGCGGCAACAGUGUUCGUCGAAAUAGUCGUGAUCAGAGCGAGGAUGCGGCUUACGCGAGUGGUCGUCUCUCCCCUACCACGGCUGGUCCCCGCCGAACCUCCUUCAGCCUGAUUCGACGGGCGACGAGAACACAAUCGGAACCGCUGGACGAGACAGUCCCGGAUGAAGACGCGGCACGGUGGGCAGAGGCUAUCAAGCAGAAACGAGCCUCACGGCGGCGGCGGGAAGAUGAUGACGACGAGCGAGUUAUUGUGGGCACCAAGGUUGACCAGAACCAUGUCAACUACGUGACGGCAUACAACAUGUUGACAGGCAUUCGAUUUACUGUUUCUCGCAUCAACGCCAAGAUGGAUCGGGAGUUGACUCCUGCCGAUUUUGAAGCGAAGCACAAAUUCUCUUUCGAUAUUACCGGCAAUGAGCUCAUCCCUUCCGCCAAAUACGACUUUAAGUUCAAAGACUACGCGCCCUGGGUGUUCCGCCACUUGCGCGCAAGAUUCAACCUCGAUCCCGCCGACUACCUGAUGUCUCUGACCAGCAAAUACAUCUUGUCGGAACUAGGCUCGCCCGGCAAGAGCGGCAGUUUCUUCUAUUUCUCCCGCGACUACAAGUACAUCAUCAAGACCAUCCACCACUCUGAGCACAAGCUCCUGCGGAAAAUUUUGCCAUUGUACUACAAGCACGUGCAGGACAAUCCCGAUACCCUCAUCUCUCAGUUCUACGGCUUGCACCGCGUGAAGAUGGCCUACGGGCGUAAGAUCCACUUUGUCGUGAUGAACAACCUUUUCCCGCCCCAUCGUGAUAUUCACCAGACGUUUGAUUUGAAAGGUUCGACGAUUGGUCGUGAUUUGCACGAAUCAGACCUCGAAAAGAAUCCGCGGGCGACUAUGAAAGAUCUCAACUGGGUUCGAAGGGGUCGUCAUCUGCAAUGCGGACCCGACAGACGUGCCGCUUUCAUCGACCAACUGACCCGGGAUGUGGAGUUGCUCAAAAAGCUCAAGAUCAUGGAUUACUCGCUGCUGGUCGGCAUUCAUGACGUAGAACGUGGCAACGAAGAAAAACUUCGCGACAAAACGCUGCAGGUCUUCCAACCGGGUGGUGAUCGUGAGGAGGAGGUCAAGGGCAACAACAUGUUGAUGCGGACGCCGUCCAAGCUGGAGAAUGAGCGCAAGGCCCGGGAGCUUCGCAUGUUGAUCAAGCGAGAGCGACCGGUGCCAUUGGACCAGGCGCUUGCGAAGAUGCCGGAAGAAGUGUUGGACUCGCGCAAGAAGGGACUGAAGUUCUACUCUGACGAUGGGGGCUUCCGAGCCACCCACGAGGACGGCACUUUUGGCGAUGAGAUUUACUACCUGGGCAUCAUCGACUGUCUGACCCACUACGGCAUGGUCAAAAAGAUUGAGAACUUCUUCAAGGGUCUCUCUCAUGAUCGGUCACAGAUAUCACCCAUUCCCCCAGAGGGCUAUGGUGAUCGAUUUGUGGACUUUGUCAAGGGUAUUACCAUGUCCGCAGAGGAGGCCGAGCGUCGACGUGAAUCGCAGGCUUCGGCCGCAAAAGCCAAUGAGAAACACUCGUCUUCUGUCGACCGUGUUAUGCAGGCGGCGGAGAAGGAGGCAGCAAAAGAUCCGUCGUCAACCACGCAUCCCCGGACCAUCUCUACUGUCCGGGAUCCUGCUGACACCGCUGGUCCGGGGCCUACUGCCACCCUUCCUAUCGUCGACGAGGCUGGCGAGGCGAGCAGUGUGGGCGGACGCAGCUCACAACAUAGCCGACACGGCCCUCGCUUCCCCGAGAAGGAUCUACCCCCUCUGCCGACCGAGGAUCGUUCACAGGUCGCUCGUAAGGGAAAGGGGGUUGACCAGAGCGAUAUUCCAGCGGCGAACAAGUCAUCAUGA